AUGACAGUUAUGGAUGACGAAAAGCUUCCAAAGACCAUUGAGGAUGGGACCAGCUCCCAUCUCGAGCGUGCGCAGGAAAUUGAUCCAGCCAUCGAGAAGAGGCAAGUCGUUGUCUUCAUGAGGACAAUCGUGCGCAAGAUAGACUUGAGGCUGAUGCCUUUUACCGUCUGGAUCUAUCUCCUAUGCUACAUGGACAGGUCCAAUAUCGGCAAUGCCAAGAUUUUGAAUGCCGAUGCGGGACACGACUUGCUAGAUUCAACCCAUAUGACGACGAAAGAGUACACCAUUGCUCUCAUGGUCUUUCUGGUGGCAUACUCCAUCUUCGAAGCACCAAGCAAUCUCGCAGCCAAGGCUUUGCAGCCCAAUUAUUGGCUUGGCUUCUUGGUCAUUGGCUUCGGAGCCUUCUGCACGGCCAUCGCCGGGGCGAACAGCUUCGCCAGCACAUCGGCCCUGCGAUUCUUCCUCGGUGCCUUUGAGGCAGGCAUUUUCCCCGGCAUGGUAUUUUUCAUGAGUUUUUGGUACAAGGCGGAGGAGCGAGCAACUCGGAUUGCGCUGUUUCUUUGCAGUGCUACUUUGGCUGGCGCAUUUGGCGGAGCUAUUGCAUUUGGAGUUGGACAUAUGGAUGGCAGAUUGGGCCUCGAAGGUUGGCGAUGGUUGUUCAUCGUUGAGGGCGUUCCGUCCAUUGUCCUAGGAAUCUUGACGUUUUUAUUCAUGCCAAGUUAUCCGGAAAAGGCUGGCUGGCUUACUGAGGAAGAAAAGGCCAUCCAAGUGGCACGCCUCGGCGUCAAUUCAUCUCACGGAGAGGCAAAACUCAACUGGGAGGAUGCAAAGGCUACUCUUAAGGACGUUAGACUAUACGUGCAUUACAUCACGUAUAUGUGCAUCGGUGUCGGCGUCUCAUCGCUGUCUCUCUUUGCCCCUACCAUUGUUUCGGGUCUUGGCUACAAGAAUCUCCAGGCCCAGCUGUUUACUAUUCCUCCUUACGCCGUUGCAUACGUCGUUACUCUUGUCUUGGCCAUAAUAUCCGACCACAAGAAGACGAGGGGUCUCGUGGCUGGCGGAUGUUUUCUCUUUGGCACCAUUGCCUUUAUCAUCCAAGCCUGUUUGCCUGGCAAGCUAUAUGCCGCCCGUUAUGCAAUGCUUUGCAUCAGCACCGCCGGCGUCUUUGCUGGUCUUCCCCCGCUGUGCGCUUGGAUCUCGGACAAUGUGCGAACUACCACGGCGGGAUCCCUAGCUACAGGACUCAACAUUGCCUUUACAGGGCCUGGUCAGAUUAUUGGCGUCUGGAUCUAUCGCGCGCAGGACGCGCCAUUCUAUCGCCUGGGCCAUGGAAUCAAUGCUGGGUUCCUUGCCGUGGGGACGGUGCUGAGCUUUUCUUUGUGGUGGCAUUACACGCGGCUGAACAAGAAGCUGGUGGGCACCAAUGAACCCAGAUGGAUUGCGUAG
Molecule: messenger RNA, 1446 nt
Organism: Trichoderma aggressivum f. europaeum
Lineage: Eukaryota; Fungi; Ascomycota; Sordariomycetes; Hypocreales; Hypocreaceae
Exons: 8
Coding region: 1-1446 (481 amino acids)
Biological process (GO): transmembrane transport
Cellular component (GO): membrane
Molecular function (GO): transmembrane transporter activity
Source: RefSeq, a predicted model, not a curated record